Messenger RNA from Mesocestoides corti, 6984 nucleotides. The record is from the annotation of a GenBank genome assembly. Lineage: Eukaryota; Metazoa; Platyhelminthes; Cestoda; Cyclophyllidea; Mesocestoididae.
AUGCAAUAUUCCCUGAGUGUAGACUCUGAGGUUCAGUUGAUGCACCCAAGCUCCAUCCGAAGUGUUCCAGACAUGAUAGCCCUUGGAGAACUCAACGAAUGCAGCAUUUUGCGAAAUUUGUUUCUCCGCUACAAAGAUAAUCAAAUUUAUACCUAUACCGGUUCCAUUCUGAUCGCCAUCAAUCCGUAUCAUUCGCUGCCCAUAUAUACAACGGAAAUCAUGAAAAAGUACACAAACAAGAGUAUAGGCGAGCUUCCCCCCCACCUCUUCGCUAUCGGCGACAACGCGUUUCGCAAUAUGCGCCUCAACUCUCGUGACCAAUGUAUCAUCAUAAGUGGUGAAAGCGGAGCUGGCAAGACAGAGAGCACAAAGUUGUUGCUUCAGUUUAUCACUACAGUCAGCGGGCAGGAGUCUUGUAUCGGCCAACAAAUCCUCGACUCAAACCCAAUUAUGGAAGCCUUCGGCAACGCCAAAACAGUACGUAAUGAUAAUUCGUCGCGAUUUGGCAAGUACGUGGACAUCCACUUUGACCAAAAUUCCGGUCACAUUGUGAGCGCCCAUAUUGAGCAGUACCUUCUUGAGAAAUCGCGUAUCGUGAGGCAGGCCCCUGGUGAAAGAAAUUACCACGCCUUCUAUUGCAUGCUUGCUGGAAUGCCCGAGGAAGAAAAGCGUCGUCUUGGCCUUAAAGAAGCGGAAUGCUACAAUUAUUUGGUUCAGGAUAACAACACAUUAUCCGACAUUUCCAAUGAUGCAGCCCAUUAUGAAAACAUAAUUUCGACAAUGCGCCACCUCAAGUUUACUGAUAACCAAAUCGAAGAAACCUGGCACUUACUUGCGGCAAUACUGCAUCUAGGCAACAUUUCCUUUUGUGACAUUCUCAAGGAAAGUACAGACGCGAGCAAAGUAAAGGAUUGUCACCGCUCCGAACUUCGCUUCGCUUCCAAUUUGCUUGGGGUGAGGAUGUGCAGAAUGGCACUUUUUAAAACAAAUGCCUACGCCGUUCGAGACGCCUUUGUCAAGACGAUCUACGAUCAUCUCUUCUGCUGGAUCGUGGAGAAGAUCAACGCGGUCAUCUACAAGCCAGUGAAGGGGUCUUCGCUGUCAGCUGCCAGUUCGGCGCCAGACGUUCGCCCCACCAGUCACUCCCCCCCAGCCUUUGCUUCCAGUCACCUGCAGACCCCUGUGGAGUGGUUGUCUCAGGGUCGGUGGCGUGCUGACCUUGUUACCCGUUCAAACACCUGUGCCAGCAUCGAUACGCUUGGCUCUAGCCCCCUCGCCAUUCGCAGUGGGCGCGAUUUCAACUUCCAUCAGAACUACACUGCUGGGAUUGGACGAGUUUCAAUUGGUGUUCUAGACAUAUUUGGAUUCGAAAAUUUUAGCACUAAUAGUUUUGAGCAGCUGUGCAUCAACUACGCGAACGAGAAUAUCCAGCAGUACUUUGUGCGACACAUUUUUAAACUGGAACAGGAGGAGUACCUGACAGAGGGCAUAAACUGGACCCACAUAAAGUUUCAGGACAACCAGGAAGUCCUAGACUUGAUAGCAUAUCACCCCCUCAAUAUACUGGCACUCGUUGACGAGGAAAGCCGAUUUCCUCGCGGCACCGAUGAGAGUUUCCUCAACAAACUCAAUGCUCGGCACUCCUCUACACCCAACUAUAUCCGCUCCGUGUCAACGGCAGAGACGAGAUUUGGUAUUAUGCACUUUGCUGGGCCCGUGUUUUACGAAGUUGAAGGUUUUUUGGAGAAAAACAGAGAUACCUUCAAUCACGAUUUGUUGGACGUCAUAAGCACAUCGAAUAACACUUUCCUUCGAGAACUCUUCGAGAAACGUUUAAACUCGAAGGAAAGUCGAACGCGUUCACUAACUCUUGGUAUGCAGUUCAAGAAUUCACUGGACCGCUUAAUGACCUUAAUUAAUAGCCGUCACCCUUUCUUCGUGCGCUGUAUCAAGCCCAAUGAGUUCAAAUUGGCCAACUGUUUCGAUCGAAACUUGUGUGUACGUCAACUCCGCUACUCCGGCAUGAUGGAGACCAUCCAGAUCCGCAGUCUAGGCUACCCCAUUCGUUAUGAAUUCCAUGACUUUGUACUGCGCUUUUACAUGAUCCCGCGCCUGCCCUUGGGUGCCACCUCGCCCCUCAAACAAUCCCAGCCCAAUGCUAUUAAACAACUAGCGAUUGAUAUUUGUCGGACAGCGUUCGGCACCAAUGACCCCAACUAUGCCAUCGGUUCAACGAGGGUCUUUUUACGGAAUACACAUGACGUGAAGCUUGAGGAGUUGCGUGAGAACGUGAUCAAUUCCAGUGCAGUCCUCAUUCAAAGUCGAUGGCGAGGUGCAAUGGCUCGAAGUAGAUACAAAAGCCUGAGAAAGUCCACCAUUUUCUGCCAAAGACGCUUCCGACAGCUUGCUGCCAGGCGAAGGUUUUUGAGGGUAGCUGUGAAAUUCAUAAUCAUUCGGAUGCAAGCAAAUGUUCGGGCGAAGCAGGUUCGAAAGCGGUAUGUCGCGCAGAAAUAUUUUAUCCUCCGACUACAAUCGCUUGCGCGUUGUUGGCUCUCCAAGCAGUCUCUGUACAGCUUGAUGCGGACGAAAGGCUACUUUGCCGCCGAUAUGAUCAAUCACUGCGACGAACAUACGAAAGUGUAUACCUGCGAGACUGACUUAAUCGAGGACGUCCUCCUGCGAAAUCCUAUGUACGCUACUUGGAGCUGCGCCCCGCUCCCAGAAAACACCGCCCACAUGACCGGUUUGGCCACCAACGUACCGGAGAAAUGCGAGAUCCGACAGUUUUCGGUGUCACUGGAAAGCAAAAUACUGAGUCCCACGAAAGUGGCCCAUUCACAGGCCUUUUCGGACCUUGAUAGCCUGGUUGACGCCAUUUUCGAUGGAGUUUUUGACUCGGUGAAUCCAGCAAAGCGAGGACAAUCAGAUAAGAAUACAACAGCCGGUGGCAGUAUCCAAAUUAAAGAGGAUCGUUGUCUGAAUCCCACCGAUUCAGUAGCUGUAAACGAGUCCCUCGAUGAGGCGAUGACUGGGGAGCUUUCCGCUGUGCCUGGCACCGGAGUGGGUGUAGGCAGUAAACGGUUUAAAGCGCGGUGCCCUGUUCUACUUUCCCCACCUCAUUCCAACGACGGUGUGGAGUUGACCCAUGCAUCCGCAGGCCAACAUACCCUCUGUGCACCUGGGUCUACCACUGGCUUCUCAGAGGCCGGCUCCGAGUAUGAACAAAGCAUGGGCGCAUCAACUGCUCUCGAAGACCACUCAACACAGAGUGAAUGCAGCUUCUUCAAAUUUGCUGCAGCCUACUUCCAGACGGGUUCCUCGGCGACCUACACUUCUUCUCGGCUGAACAGACCUUUGUUUAAACACCGAAAUCAACAUGACCAGUCGCUGGCAUUGGACAUAUUUAGCAAAAUUAUGUCAUUUAUGAAGCCGAAGAAUGCGGCGGAUGAGGGCAAAUUGGAAUCCACAACAACGAUGAUGAAUGAAGGGCGGUCUGGUGCCACUGACGUGUCAGGCACGAGCACGUGGGCUCCACACUCGAGCUCCAAGCGUCCACGGGUGGUACUCUCUUCAACCAACGGCAGCACCCACGAUAUCCCACUCACUGAUGAUUCCGACAGUGUCGUUGGGAAUGGUCAGUCGACCUAUACCACCACCGUGAAGAUUCGCCGUGAUUCUCAAGCUGUCCUGCUCUCGGAGUUGUGCAAGGUGCGAUUCAUUGUUGGAGCGGGUAUAGAUCAUCCGCAAAUGCGCGACGAGAUUUACUGCCAAAUUCUCAAACAGAUUACCAAAAACCCCUGCGUUUACAGCAGGACCAGAGGUUGGAUUCUGCUAAUACUAUGCGCGAGCUGUUUCCCCCCAAUACACUUUGAUAGCGCGCUCAAGUCGUACUUGAAGUCGAACCCUUCUACCUACUCGAAGACCUGUCUAAAACGCCUCAGCCGUAUCUACCAGACUGGAGUGCGAUCGAAGCCACCAAGCUAUAUGGAAUUGAAAGCUGCAGAGGAGAGAAAAAGCCUCAUCGUCAACAUCCUCUGUGCUGAUAACGGCCGAAUAAAGGUCAAGGUUGACCCAACCGUCACUGUACAAGAACUUAGCAGUAUGGCGUUCAGUGCGGCGUCGAUUAAGGACACAUUUGGAUUCGAGAUAUUCAUCAACAUAUUUGAUAAGUCCUACGCUUUGGCAAUGGGGCCGAACCACCUAUUUGACACCAUAUCCUUCUGUGAGGAACACGCGAAGAAAAACGGCGUGAGGGAGUCUGACCUUCCGUGGUCGUUUAUCAUACGCAAGACCAUCUUCGCACCAUGGCACGAUGUCACUUUUGAUCCUGUGGCGACUUCUCUCAUUUGCUAUCAGGUCACCCAACAAUGCUUUACUGAAGCCCACGAAACCCUGGAGGAGCACGAAUUGGCCUACUUAAUGGCCAAUAUAUAUCGACUCCUACAUGCGGAUAUGCUUGAGGUAAAAAGCUCAAAUCUUUCACCCGAUUCGGGCCACCUGGAUCUCCAUUCCUGGCUCACUCAGAUUCUGAGCCCUGGUUGCGAUAUCUCCUACUGGCAAAAAGUCAUGAGUACAGCACUUCAUGAACUCCACACUCGAUCGCCGGAUGCUACGAUUGGCGCAACGUGUCAGAAUAUCGUAACAUUUGCAAAACUCCAAUGGCCAAGUAUUUUUGCCCGGGAGUUCGAAACAAUCUUCCUCCAAGGGAACUGUCGCGUACAGCAAGUCCUUCUCUGUGUCGACUGUUACGGAAUCCAACUUUUGAGCGAAAAACGGGCUCUUCUCAAUUCAUUCCCCUUUGUGGAGAUAUACACGGUAUCUGUCAGUUCAGCUACCCAACAGCCGAUGAAGGUCAUCUCAGUUAAGACCAUUUGGAUGAAGGAAUAUCGCUUCCUAUCCAGUCGUGCAGCUGAACUGAUGGACCUUCUAACGUAUAUGCUCACUGGACUAAGACAGCGCUCUCGUUAUGCUAUUGCAAUCAAAAAUUCUCCUCAGGGUGAAUGUCGUGGCAAAUCCAUGAUUCGCGUUAACGCUGGUGACUACCUAAUACUGCACCAGCUGGGCUGGGAGUUGGAUCAGAAGACACCGUUAAUCGGCUACCCGACACCGUGCAAGUCUGCGCACUUCAUUCCCCAAAAAGAUACCGACACCUCAAUUAGUUGUUACGGUGAGAACCAGCGCACUUGGGAGACGGGUUACGUUCCCAUGACUAGCAUCUACAUCCUCCCCAGUGUUAAUCCUCCAAAGCCAGAAUUUAUUGACGCCUUAUCCUAUCAGAUUAUUUCGUCAGAGAAUAAACAUUGGCUCAACAUGGUGGACGAUAUUAAUUCCCAACGCUCGCGCCCACCUGCCACUUACUUUCAGAGAAGACCGGCCAGUCAGAACGACGCAGCCUUGAGUCACAAUGGAUUUUUCGCUGUUGACGACCUGACUGAAAAUUGUUCGCAUCGGCCAGUGUCACAGUUCUCGGAUCUCGAAGCCUCUUCGAAGACUAUGUAUGUCAAUACCCAGUUUCUCAUGCCACUCUUGUCAAUGCAGUAUUUGCUUUCUACCUAUGGCGACUCGACAGCGACAGAAAAACAGAUCUCACUUAAACACACCCGUCUUCCGCUUAAGAAGCCCUUUUUGCGUGAAGUCGCAUCAGCCGACAGGAAAAUCCUCGAUGCUGCUCUUUUCUCUUUCUGCAUCAUUCAAACUUACAUGGGAGACUGUGAAAAAAUACCACCACAACUCAAAAAUAUGCCUCCAGUAUUCCUGACGGACCUUCUUUUCGGAUCAGCUCUGGAUUGCCCUCUGCUCAGAGAUGAGGUCUUUAUUCAAAUUAUGAACCAGUUGACGGGUAAUCCGAAAAGAACAAGCGAAAGCAAGGGAUUAGAGCUGCUUUGGCUGGCAACAGGUAUAAUGGUGCCUUCGGAGAAAAUUAUGAACAAGUUGGUCUCGUUCCUGCACCGUUCGCCCCACCUACUGGCGUCCCAGUGCUAUGUUCGGCUUCAUCACACCUUAAGCCGUGGGAUGCGAAAGAAGCCCCCGCACACCCUUGAGGUUGCUGCCAUACGUGGAAAGAAACCCAAGAUUUUGCAGAAAAUUAUACUCCCAAAUGAAGUUUCCUUGAUGGCAACACUGGAGUCGACAACAAGGGCUGCGGACGUGGUACGAGACGUGGUUCGCAGGUUUUGUUUGGCCUCAGUGGAACACUUUGCCCUCUACAUAGAGGUAGACGGCGAACUUCGUUGCAUCAAACCCGAAGAAUUUGUACUCGAUGCUCUAAGGUUAACAAUGCCUGAAAUUCCACAGCAGAUCUCUCUGAAACGCCACAUGACCUUUCCUCCACCAAGCUCUCUGUAUUUCAUGCGAAAGCUUUGGCUGAACUUUAUUCCGGGCCAGGAUCCUAUUGAAGACAGACAAAUCAACUUUCCGCAGGCAAUGAAGAAUUUCCUUAGUGGCUAUUACCAAUGCUCACCAGAACAGGCGCUUGAGCUAAGCACCCUCAUAUUUAUUUGGCACAGCGAAGAAUUCCCUAAUUCCCAAAUUUCGCUCAAUAAACUUCUUCCAAAGAACAUGCUUUCGAAUGUUACCGAGGCCCAGUGGAUUUCGAAACUGACAGCGGUCGUCAACGCAAACCGCCGACUAAGCCGGAAUGAUAUACCAGCCAACUUUUUGGCGUGUCUUUCCAAGGUGUCAACCUUCGGCUCCUCCUUCUUCCACGUUAUGCCUAAUUCAUCCACCGACACUUGUCUCAUGAUUGUGAACAGUUCUAGUGUAUCCCUCGUCGAUGACAAGAAAGGGAUUUACGAGGGCGAGAGAUGCCGCUACAGUGUCAAAGACAUAGCUGAGUGCUGGCAAGAUAACCAGAUCAUCAACUUCCAGCUCCGCAAAACCAGCUCUGUGAAUAAGUGGGUCAGUUCUGUGACAACCGCCCACAAUGCAUGCGAUCUCAUCAAUUGCUACCUCCGUUGUGAGAAGCCCAAUUCUUUAAAGCCGUGA